AUGACCACUGACGCCAAAGCGGUUCGCCGCUAUCAUGCGGGUGUCGAGAGAGCCCUGGGCUUGUGGGACGCAACAAAUGAAUGGGCUGACUACAUUGCCUUCCUCAGUCGGUUGGCGAAGGCUUUACAAGCAUCCCCCCCUGACGCAGAAGUUCCAUUCAAGUCGACUCUGGCCAAGUAUCUGGCACUAUGCUUGAAGCCAUCUCUGCCAUCAGGUGUGCAUCAGAAAGCCCUGGAGGUCUACAAUCUGAUCUUCUCGCUGCUUGGGAAGGAUGGUCUGUCUCGAGACCUGCCCAUAUGGUUUCCUGGGAUGUCCCAUACCCUCACAUUUGCCACAUUGACGACAAGGCCUCUAUUCCUCUGCCUCUACGAUGACCACCUCUUGCGACUGUCCAGCCAUGCACUGAGGCCUGCUCUAAGAGCGAUCAUCUUGUCCCUACUCCCAGGAAUUGAAGAGGAGAACAGUGAAGAUUUUGACCGAACUCUGAGCACAGUCAACCGUUUACGACAGAUUUUUGCAGAUGACGGUAAUGAGGAGUUCUUCUGGCAGAGUCUAUUUCUGGCUUCCAUUACAAGGACAAGCCAGGCUCCUGGCAACGUCACUCAAAAAGAUGAAGCGACCGAAUCGACGCAGGAGGCCAUUAAAGCUGUGACAACUCCUGAGCCUGGGUUGCUUGUUCGAUGCUUUGCUACCGGACUUCAGGACGAACAACCCCUGGUUCAACGCGGUUUUCUCGAUCUCUUGGUGUCUCAUCUGCCUCUCAACGCUCCAAUCCUCCAAGAACUCGUUAUACCAUCGGACUUGGACAUCCUGGUCAAGUCCGCGAUGUCGGUCGUCCUCAGAAGGGAUAUGAGUCUUAAUCGUCGCUUGUGGACCUGGUUCAUCGGCAGAGAAGACAAGCGAGAAGGGUCAACAGACAUAGUGUCUGGCUCAGGUGUCGAGGCGCCAACACGUACGACUCCCACAAUCCAGGACAAGGUGCACACAAGGCAUGAUUACUUUGCCACAUAUGGUCUCAAGCCCGUAAUCCGAAGCCUUCGGAAACUGCUUGACAGAGAAUCAGACUCUCCUGCGGAUCGAGCUCGCCCAUUCCGCAUCAUGCUUUCGCUGAUGGACCGCUGGAUCAUUGGAAAACCGCCUGUCGAAGAGUUAUUCGUUCCAGCAAUGCAGGAUCUACAAAAGUAUCAAACGGCCGCUCCUUCACAGUCGUCUUUCGAUGAGGUGUUCCGAAGUGCCAAUGUUUUCUUUGACGCAAUCGAGCCCCAAUUAAUCACCAAUCAACUCUUUGAUCUGCUUGUACAGGGGGAUUUGGAUCUUAUUGAAUUUAUCUUCUCAAACUUCAAUCUGCAAGAGGAGGAAAUGACGACCAUUCAUUUACCCAUGCUGUGCUUAGCAAUUUCGGAAAUGCUUCUUGAAAGCAUGAAGCCUGAACGCCACGAAUUGAAUGGUCGAGAUCAUUCGUAUCAGGACAGAUUAGCAAGACUCAUGGAGGCUCUCCUCGGCUUAUUGCCCUCUCAUCAGGGAGGCAUUUCUUCCGAAGCCUUUGGUCAGAUGCCGCAGGAUGGUUGGCUGCCGAAGUUGAAGACACUUUACAAAGACUCGUCGUACGUGAAAAGGGCCAUUUUCGACUUGAUCCCUCCACCUGCCGCCAGUCAGAUUCUGCUGAGAAACAUUGCCCUCAUCAUUCUGGAUUGCGUGAAGGACCCAUCCAGCAAGACAGCGCUCGGAUCUCUCACCAACAGUCUCGUCACGGCCAUAGCUAGAACCAGUAACUUCCAGCCACUAUGUGAAAUAGCACUUGGAGAUCGACUAUGUGAUCUACUGAAGAUUACGGCAGCAGACGUCAAUGCCAGAUACGAGACUGUUCGAACAAUUGCGAGGAUCGUGGAUAGUUUACAUGCAUUCGACACUAGCAGGACCCUCCUCACAGAACACUACCUUCUCCGACUGAUACCAGAGCUGAUCACGCAGCUUUGGGAAGUUCUGUUACCCUCCACUCCACAAUUUCACGUUGAAGCUGUGGAACAGAUUUGGAACCUGCGCAUGAUAUCACAACAACUCCUUCUCGUCGACAGUAAGAUAGCGGAUUUGAUGUGCAGACAAGACAAGGAGCGAUCGUCUCUCGAAGAUCAACUGGCCCGGUUCUCGACUCUGUGGACGCAUACUCGCUUUGGAGAGGUCAACGUCGAACUGUUUGCUUCUAAGCAUGGCGGUAACGAGGACGAAGUGCCUUGGGCUCUGCUGCGGCAGCCAAUCUUGAGCAUAAUUGAUGAGCUCGACCCCUCAGUGCCAGACGACAGACGACGGAACUGGGUGAACAAUCUACCCUCCAUUCGACCUGUCUUCAAAAUCAUCUACGCCGAGUCUACUAACCCGGUGACUGAUCAACUGUCAUUGCUCGGCUUGCACAGGCUUCGAAAGGUUUUGACCCUCGCGCGGCAGUCCAAUGUGCAACGCAACGAGCUCUUCGGACGCGAGGGGUUUUCGGAAGUGGUGCUCGACUUGUGCAUUGAGCACAUCGCCGCCGGACAGAAAAGAGAAGAAAUAUUUGCGACGACGUUGUCAAUUUUGAGAUUGAUCAUUGAAGAAACGGACGUUCAACAACACCAUGAUCUACUAAGUUUGCUAUUGAAGCAACUAUCCGAUGUACCCCAGGAUAGCCCUUCCCAGGAAGAAAUCCUGGAACUGUUGCGGAUCAUAUUCGCGAAACCGAACUUUGGCAAUCCGCCCAGCGAACUCAUAUCGAUCUUGAUUUCUGGCAUCUCAUCACAAGCUAUUGAUUCAACGAUUGACAAAUGGAUCACUCUUCUGUGCAACACAAUUCCCUUGUACUCGACCCAGAAUCUGUUUGCGAACAUGCUCAAGCUGACAGCAUGUUUCUGUGAACGUAUCAAAGACUAUUUUACGCUGAUGCAACAGUUAUACGAAAAGCCGCGGACCACCACCCAGGCCAAUGGAGAACCACCCACCAAGUUGGCGAAGCAGCCAGAAAGAUCGGUCAACAACUUGCUCGCUGGGCUUGAGUAUAUAUUAGCAAGAGCGCACACGCACCUAGUCGAUCAGGCUUCGGGGGUCGAGGCAAAUCCGAACAGUUCAGAAAAGUCCCAGUCGCGAUCCAUUGCGAAUCAUCGGCUGACCGUGAUUCUCUGUAUGCAAGACACGAUCAAAUUAUGCGGUGAGAUAUGGGCCUGGAGAAUGCUCAAACGGCCAUCCACUUCCAGCCCCGACAACAAAUCCUUUGCGUAUAUUUCCACCCGGCUGCGGACUAGAACCCGAAGGAUCCUCGAGAAUCUUGCCGACGCUGAACCACAGGAAUGUCUGGAGACACUCAUGGGCAUGUGGACCGAGGCGGCUCGUCGAGAUGCUCAGCAAGACAUCACUCUCAAUCUGAUGCAAAGUCUGGACGGAGCCCGACCAAAAUUUAUGAUGCCAGCCACGUUCAAUGCAAUCUACAACCGAACGAACCCAUCAGCCCUGGACCAGUCUCAGAAAUCCAGCUUGUCAGUGGACGUGAGUGCAGCCGAGCUGAUGGCGUUCCUAAUAGCUUACACGAGCGUGUUGGAAGAUGACCUGCUCGAAGAGAUCUGGACUGAUUGCACUGCCUUCCUGCGGGAAGUUCUUGCCAAUCCUAUGCCACACCGACAAAUCCUGCUCAAGCUUCUGGAAUUUGUGGCUGUUCUCUGCCAGAAAAUGGAAAACACCAAUUUUGGGGAAGUUGUGAAAAUGCGUCGCGAACUGAGCGAUCUGUGUGCGAGACUCCUCACAGCCAUAUUUACGAUACGGCCUGCUGGACUGGACUCGACUGCUCAGCCACUGCCGGAUAUACAAGAUUCGAAAGGAAUGGGGGCCAUGCGGCGGAAGAACCCGUUGCACGCUGGGAACGCCAUUGAGGUCUUGUGUGAAGCCUUGCCCGUCGUGAGUAAUGCACUCGGAGACCAAGACAGGCUGAAUGGUACGCUCCCCGGUAUAGCCACCUAUGUGACCGGACCUGCUCUACGAUCAAAGCAGUUCCCGCAGACGGUGAACUUGGACAUUCUGCAGCUUGUGCUUCUCAUGGCCAAAUCCCAACCCAACAACAAGGUUUGGAAGAAAGAUAUCCACGACGCUAUCAACGACAAUAAAUUCUUCCAGUCAGCCCCAUGGUUAGCUGAAACGGGAUGGCUUCCCGUACUGAACCAACUUUGGCUCUCUGACAAAGGGCUGAUGGCCGACUUUGUGUCCCGUCUGACACCUCCAACAACGGCAGGGUUGAUGUUUGGCGUUGGUGCUACGGCUGCGCGAACGGAGGCAGACAGGAAGACUCAGCUUAAUCUGCGGCGGAUUGCCCUGCUCCUGUUGGCUGGGGAAGUCGACGCUUUCGUGUCAGAUCUUAGCCACAUCAUCAACAAACUCGAGGAACUUCUUACAGCUACCCCGUCCUCGUCUCCCUCGUCGAGUACGCGCGGAGAUGUCUAUCUCGUUCUUCGGGCCAUAACCUUGGCAUUCACUCAAGUGCAUCUAGUCUCAAUGUGGCCGAUAGUGGACGUGGAGCUUCGAGAACUAUUCUCAAGCAUGCAGAAAGAGGGCGAGGCUGUAUUUACCGGCUAUACACAACUGCAAGGGGCCAAAUUAUUAGAUCUCCUUCUUCUCCUGAAACCCGAGGAGUUCCAACAACACGAAUGGUUGUUCGUGACGGACACGGUGGAUGCAGUAUAUCCCCCACACGACUUCAAGUCAACCGCAAUCGCAGAUCUGAUGGUGAGCAAAGGAGGCCCCGAGACUGAGCUUCUCACGGCAUCAAGCACUGGAGCCCGGAUUCCAUGGCUCUGUACGGACAAGACGCGGACAAGCGAAGACCCCAGCACCAUUCUGCGCCCGUUCUUUCGGCAAUUGAGUAUUCAUGCUUUUGAGGACACAUACAGCCUCCAACUGCCUGAUCUUGCGGCAUGUAGAAAAGAUCUUCUGGCGGAUUUGUUUGUGGAUUGA
This is a messenger RNA of Fonsecaea nubica, 4965 nucleotides long. RefSeq lists its product as hypothetical. The transcript has 2 exons. The record is from RefSeq and is a predicted model, not a curated record. Lineage: Eukaryota; Fungi; Ascomycota; Eurotiomycetes; Chaetothyriales; Herpotrichiellaceae. The coding region runs from base 1 to 4965 and encodes 1654 amino acids. Gene Ontology annotation, cellular component: trans-Golgi network; endosome. Gene Ontology annotation, biological process: Golgi to endosome transport.